Messenger RNA from Choloepus didactylus (southern two-toed sloth), 2229 nucleotides. RefSeq names its product ankyrin repeat and death domain containing 1B (gene ANKDD1B). Gene Ontology annotation, biological process: signal transduction. NCBI's taxonomy places the organism in Eukaryota, Metazoa, Chordata, Mammalia, Pilosa, Megalonychidae. Gene Ontology annotation, molecular function: protein binding. The record is from RefSeq and is a predicted model, not a curated record. Bases 1 to 1584 code for a protein of 527 amino acids. The transcript is spliced from 14 exons.
AUGGGUCCCGCCGGGCCUGCCCGGAGCCGUCGGGCCGCGGCAAGGGAGCUGCUGCUCGGGGCGGCCGCGGCCGCGAAGGGGCUUAGGGAAGACCUGAGGGUCGCGGCGUCCCUGUCCAAGAGGGCCCUGUCCGGGGUCCCGAAGCAGGAGGGGGCUCGGGAGGAGGAGGAGUCGGCCGGACACGAGCUCUUACUGCCAAAUGAGAGAAGCUUUCAGAAUGCUGCUAAAAGCAAUAACUUGGAUCUCAUGGAGAAGCUAUUUGAAAAGAAAGUUAACAUUAAUGCUGUGAACAAUCUGAACCGCACAGCCUUGCAUUUUGCAGUGGGGAGAAAUCAUCUAUCUGCGGUGGAUUUCUUGCUUUGUCACAAGGCCAGGGUGGAUGUUGCUGAUAAGCACGGCUUGACAGUAGUUCACCUUGCAGCCUGGGCUGGAAGCCUCGAGAUCAUGCUCAUGCUGGUUAAAGCUGGAGCGGACCAGAGAGCCAAGAAUCAGGAUGGCAUGAACGCCCUCCACUUUGCAGCCCAGGGCAAUAAUGUACGAAUCACAGAGUACCUCAUUCAGGAGCUGCACCUGCAGGACCUGGACCAGCCUGAUGAGAAAGGAAGAAAGCCAUUUCUUUUGGCGGCUGAGAGGGGCCACGUUGAAAUGAUAGAAAAACUUAUCUCCCUCAAUCUGCACACUUCCGAAAAGGACAAGGAGGGAAACACUGCCCUGCACCUCGCUGCAAAACAUGGUCACAGUCCUGCUGUGCAGGUGCUGCUAACUCAGUGGCAAGACAUAAAUGAGACCAAUGAGCGCCAUGUCAGUGCUUUGCAGAUAGCGACCCGGAAAGGCCACACAUCCCUUGUCAGUUUUCUUCUCAGUGAGAAUGUUGAUCUGCACCAGGAAGUGGAACCUAAGGAGUCCCCUCUUCAUUUAGCUGUUAUCAACAGCCAUAUUACACUUGUAAACAGCUUAUUAAGUGCCCAGCAUGAUAUUGAUGUCUUAAAUCAGAGGCAGCAAACCCCUUUGCAUGUAGCUGCUGACCUUGGAAAUGUGGAACUGGUGGAAACCCUCCUGCAGGCAGGCUGUGACUUGAAGAUUGUUGAUAAGCAAGGAAAGACGGCCCUGGCCCUGGCCUCCAGGAGCAACCACAGCCUUGUCGUGGAUAUGAUCAUUAAGGCGGAGAGAUACUAUGCCUGGAGAGAGGAGCAUCUUGACAGCCUCAGGGACUCAUCAGCCAGAUUUACUCUGACUUUCAAACAAGAUCACAGUCUGGAGACCAGGCAUAUUCGCGAUUGCCUCUGGAACUUGGCUUACUGGCAGCUCAAGGCCAACGAGUGGCAGAGGCUGGCCCGUUUGUGGGACUUCACGGAUGCCCAGAUCAGAGCCAUUGAGGAGCAGUGGUCAGGAAGGGAAAGCUUCCGUGAACACGGCCACCGGGCCCUGCUCAUCUGGCUGCAUGGGGUCCUGCUGACUCAGGCCAACCCGGCCAAGCACUUACAUGAAGAGCUGGUGCGCGUGGGUUUCCCAGAACUUGCUGAAAGGAUCCGGCAAUUCAAAAGCAAAACUGAUUCAAGCUCCAAGAAAUGUACAGUUUCAUAAAUACCUAAAGAGAAAUUGUAUUCAAAUGAUUUUCCACUCAACAUUCAGUUGUUUUAAAUUCAGUUCCUUAAUGCCAUGAAGUUCUUAUACCAGCAGUAUUGAUUUUCCUCUCAACUGUGAAGACGGUGGUGACAAGAUCUUCUAAUAGAUAAAAAAAAAAAAAAGCAGUACUUUUAUACUUUCCAACCACUGAAAUGAAAAGCCAAAUACUCUUUAUAUUGUUGUUUAAGGCAUAUGAUUUUCCAAUUUCUGUCAUUUGAUGCAAGAUACAUAAUUGCAUAAUCUAGGAUGGUUUUGUCCAUCAUCGUUUUUAGGGUUUUAGAACAGAACGAGAUGGUUUUGAGUCCUGGUUUUGCCAGUUACUAGCUGGGAGUCUGUGGGCAUAUUAAACUGAAGUUAAGUUCUCAGCUUUUCAGUGUCCUCCUCUAUAGAAUAGGAAGAAAUAUCUGAAAGUAUAUACACCAAUAUAUUGUCUAUCUCUUGGUGAAGUAAUUAUAGGUGAUUUAAAUUUUCUUUAUACUUUUUGGCAUGUUCCAAUUUUUUUCACAAUGAAUAUGUAUUAUUUUUGUAAUCUAAGAGUUAUGAAAUAAAUAUGAAAUCAAGUAUCAAUUUGUAUCAAUUUAUGUGCAACUAUUCAUUAAAGUU